Molecule: messenger RNA, 2358 nt
Organism: Mytilus trossulus (common blue mussel)
Lineage: Eukaryota; Metazoa; Mollusca; Bivalvia; Mytilida; Mytilidae
Product: monocarboxylate transporter 12-like
Exons: 6
Coding region: 954-2333 (459 amino acids)
Biological process (GO): transmembrane transport
Cellular component (GO): membrane
Molecular function (GO): monocarboxylic acid transmembrane transporter activity
Source: RefSeq, a predicted model, not a curated record
AAUAAACGUAAAUAAAAUAAAUUAAAGAACGUUUAACUUGUUUAUAGAACAAUUUCCUAAAAAUAUAAAUGUAAAGUAUUUAAUCUUUUAAGCAUAUUUGAUAACGUUGUCUCAAAAAUGUCCCCCAGCUAAUUGAUAAAUGUGUCAGCUUCGAAGGCGUAAAGAUAAUUGUAUAUACUUUUAAAAUUAAUAGAAUUGAACAAUUAAGAUUAAGUAAUUAUGCCUUUAACCGACGAAAUCCAUUGUUUAUUAAAAGAGAUCAGAGAAAGCUGUUGUAAUGAGUAACAAAAUAUUACGUGUCAAAUUAAGUCCAGUCUGCUAUAUAAAGUCGUGCAAAACUAUUUGGUUCACUAGACUGUGAACCAGAAUAAAAUGUAGUUAGCAGACUGGAUUGUCUUUUAAAGGUUAGUAAAAAUGUUAAAUUUGUUUAAUAGUUUAUCUUAUAAAUAUUAGCAGAAACGAGUUUAAAGAAUUAAAAGAUGUUUUCCAGUAAAGUAAUUUUAAUCACAUUCACAAGUAAGAUCGUGGUACAGUUUAAAUAAAUAAGAGGCAAAGUUUGAUAUAAAAUUUAGGUAAAUGAUUUGUAUAAAAUAUUCUUAACAUAUAAAAAAAGUAAUUAACUUAUUCGUAUAGAUAACUUUUGAAAAUACAAUUCUUAAUUUGAUAUUUGAUUGAAUAUUAAAAGUAAACGAAAUAAGGGGAGAUAACAGAUUACACGACUGAUCAUUUAUGGCGCGUAUACUAUUGUCGGGUUUUGGUAUUAUUGUUCGAUUGAUAUCGCGAAAUAUUUGAUGUAUAACUAUGAUGGAAAAGUUAUGUAAUCUUUAUUGUAACUAUUGUAAAUAUAUGACUAGACUGUGAACCAGAAUAAAAUGUAGUUAGCAGACUGGAUUGUCUUUUAAAGAAUGAAACAAAGUUUGUUAACGUGAUAGAAGAAUUAAAACAAUAGAAAUAUGAAGAACUCGGAUGUGGAUCAUGGUUAUGCUUGGAUAGUACUGUUUUUUUGUAGUGUCAACUAUUUCAUCAUUGCUGGGGGUGUUAAGUCUUUUGGAGUAUUGUAUACUGAGCUACUGGACCGGUACGAUGAUGGGGCGGGAAACACAGCAUGGAUAUCAAGUGUUAAUUCAUUCCUAAUGAUGGGUCUUGGGCCUAUUUCUAAUUAUCUUGGGGAAAUAUAUUCAUAUCGUUUUAUAAUGGUUAUUGGAAGUAUCGUAAAUCUAAUUGGAUACACAGCGAGUGCUUUCGUUACAAGAAUGGAGUAUCUUUAUAUAACGUAUGGGAUCAUUUCAGGAACUGGAUAUGGACUCAUGUUUGCUCCUUCGACAACUAUUGUAAGCUUUUACUUUGAAAAAAGGAGGAGUUUAGCUAAUGGAAUUGUUGUAUCUGUUAGUGGGAUAGGAGCGUUUGCAUUUCCAUAUCUUAUAAGACUGUUAGUUGACACAUAUGGUCUCAAUGGAACAUUUCUAAUUAUGGGAGGAAUUUAUUUUCACACCUGUGCUGCUUCUCUGUUUCUUAUACAACCAGCACAUUUUCCUUACCAGAAGAAGAAAUCUGCAGAAAACCACGCUAUAAUAAAACGCAAACCAGAUAUUAAUGUUUGUAGUUCUUUUCAUAAAAUACUUAUGAGAAUGUUUAAGCCAUCACUUUUUCGAAAUCCGAAAUUUACCAUUUAUCUAAUGGCAAUGUUUCUACAAGUAGCUAAUUUUGCAUCUAAUGAAUUAAUUUUACCUGGACAAACUAGAGCAUUGGGAUUUGGUAAAGAGAGUAUAACUGUAGCUGUCUCAUUAGUACGUGCAUCUGAAAUAUUUGCGCGAGCAUUCCUAGGAUGGUUUGCCGACUUAAAUAUUGUUAAACGAGUCCACCUUUUCAUGAUGUGUUCUUUUGUGAGUGGUCUGACACCUUUCUUUAUGCCGUUCUUGCCGUAUCUACCAGCGAUAUACACAUAUGCAGUUAUUGUGGGAUCAUUUUCAGGAUCAUUUUGGAGCUUAAUGGGUGUGCUUAUUAUUGACUGUAUUGGUAUAAAGAAUUAUUCUCCAGCUUUUGGAUUGAUGUCAUUAAUAAAUGCUACAGCUUUUUGUAUAAGCCAACCGUUUUCCGGUUGGUUAGAUGAUACAACUGGUUCCUGGUCCGCAUCCUACUACUUUACUGGUGUCCUCAGUAUUUUGUCGUUUUUAUCCUGUCUCAUGGUGCCCUUGGUAGAACGUAUUUGGUGUUUUAACCUUAAAGAACAUGACAACAAUCUAGAAAGUCAUGAAGUUAAAAUAGAAGAAAGUGUCUGCUUGUAUAAAGAAAACCAUAGCAUUCAUGAUCUGACUAAUAACCCAGUUAGUUAGGACCGAUGAAAAGUAAAUACAUUUA